CAGCGUCUGCCAGGAGAUUUAUUGCACAAUCCCCCCAUCGAUGAGGUGGUAAUUGAGCCAAAUCGUCAUAUUCUGGGGGGAUGUGUACGGUGGAGACCCGGUCUGGACUUUCCACCGUGGUAGCACCAACGGCAACCCCUACACACCUCCCUGAGCACUCUUGCGACCACCCCGUGAGAGACCUCUGUUGCCAGGAAAUAGUGGGGUUAUGCAGAGCCAACCAGGGAAGGCCUAGUACCACAGGAAACGCAGGAGAGUCAAUGAGGAAGAGGCUGAUUCUCUCCUCAUGAUCCCCCUGCAUAACGGUGGCCUCCCUGAUUAGCCCGGACCCUAAUGGUCGAUAUCUAGAGUGUGUACUGGGAAGGGUCUAACUACAGGAAAAAUGGGGAUUCCUAACCUAAUGGCUAAUGCUCUGUCGAUAAAAUUCCCAGCUGUGCCUGAAUCGACAAGCGCCUUAUGCUGGGAAUGUGGAGAAAACUCAGGGAAACAAACAGGCACAAACAGGUGAUCAACAGAGGACUCCGGAUGAGUGUGGUGCGAACUCACCUGGGGUGACGCCAGAGUGCCCUGCCUGUUGCCUCGACUCCCAGAGGAACCAACACGGCACCGACCAGCAGUGUGUCCUCUGAGGCCAAAGAUGGAGCACGUGAUGGUUCCUCCUCCAGUCUCCCUAUGAGCAGCCCUUCCUAACUCCAUGGGCACCGGAGCAGAGGUGCUGGAAGAUGGCACCGACAGAGCCCCCUCUGGAUGUCCGCGGGUGACCAGCGGGUUAUCCAACCGGAUGGACAAAUCCACCAGUUGGUCAAAGGAGAUGGUGGCAUCCCUGCAGGCCAGCUCACGUCAGACGUCCUCUCGUAGGCUGCAUCGAUAGUGGUCGUUCCGGCCUGCUCCGGGGGUCAAGGUCCGGAAUUCCAGGGCGAAUUCCUGGGUGCUCCUCGUCCCCUGCCUGAAAUGGAAGAGCCUCUCCCUCGCCGCUCUACCCUCAGCUGAAUGGUUGAAGACGGCCCGGAAGUGACGGGUGAACUCCUCGAAGUGGUCCUUCACUCCACACAGAGUUUUCCCACUCCAGCGCUCUUCCCGUGAGGCAGGAGACGAGAGCAGCCACUCUCUCCCUUCUCGAGGGAGCUGGGUGCACAGUGGCCAGGUAGAGGUCCAAUUGUAACAAGAAUCCCUGGCACUGUGCUGCUGUUCCAUCAUACUCCCUGGGAAGGGAGAGACGCAUCCCACUGGGACUGGCUCCGGCCUGGGACUGGUAGAGGUUGUGCUGGUCGAGGCACUGGAGAGACUCCCUGUCUCUCCCAGCGGUCCAUGGUUUGAACAGCGCGAUCCAUCAUGGCACCAAGUUGAUUUAACAUUGACGAAUGUGCCUGGACGCGCUCCUCGACUCCUCUAACCAGGGUACCUGCUCCUGCUGACUCUAUGGUUCGGUGUGUAAUUCUGUUAAGAGUGCGUAGCGGAGGCGAAGUCAGGUGCAGGAGAGCAGAGUGUAGCAAACAGGCGCACUUUAUUCAGUUCCAAAUUGACAGCACAAUAAAAGUGCCAAAACCACGGAAAUAACAAAAGUAGUGCGCAUGACAAACCACAUAACAAUAAACAAUUACACACAAAGACAUGAUGGGAAACAGAGGGCUAAUUAAAUGUAGAUUGAUUAGGGAAUGAAAACCAGGUGUGUAGGGAACAAGACAAAACAAAUGGACAUAUGAAAAUUGGAGCGCGAACAAGGACUAACCGACUUGCCAAAACUAUAGUUUGUUAACAAGAAAUUUGUGGAGUGGUUGAAAAACGAGUUUUAAUGACUCCAACCUAAGUGUAUGUAAACUUCCAACUUCAACUGUACAUAGAACUAGGAAAAAAUGCCUUGAGUGGAGGUACUUUUACCUUGGCUAGUGGCAAUGUGGUCUAAUGUUAAGGCAGUACUACAGUAUAUUAUCAACAUUGUCUUAUCGUAUAUCUCAUUCGAAAUGAUUGUAUUCUAAAGGUGGAUGUAAAAUCAGUGUCUUGGGUGCUAUUUUGCGGUGGGCCUGUGAGGGUCAAGUGUUAGUACACUGCCCUAAUCCACUUUAAAUUAGAUUCCUGGGCUGCCAUUGGAUUAUUCCUGAGAACACAACAAUGGAUUUUUUGAAUUCACCAUAAUCCCAGUGAAUAUUGCAAGCACUUUCAAAGGACUCUGUGUAGAGGAAGCUAAUGCCUAAAGAAGGACCUCUCAGGAACUUAAUAACAUAGUAGAUUAAAGAUCUACAAAUGUCUUCUAUCAAUGUUCGCGUCACCACCAUGGACGCUGAGCUGGAGUUCGCCAUCCUGCCCAGCACCACUGGCAAACAACUCUUCAACCAGAUAGUGAAAACCAUCGGGCUGAGAGAGACCUGGUUCUUUGGCCUACAGUACCAGGACAGCAAAGGCUUCUCUACCUGGCUCAAACUCAACAAGAGGGUGACAGCUCAGGAUGUACGCAGGGAGAACCCUCUGUUGAUAAAGUUCAGGGCCAAGUUCUACCCUGAAGACGUGGCUGAGGAACUGAUCCAAGAGGCCACGCAACGACUUUUCUUCCUGCAGGUGAAGGAAGGCAUCCUGAAUGAUGAUUGCUACUGUCCUCCGGAGACGGCUGUGCUGUUGGCCUCCUACUCUGUUCAGACCAAACAUGGAGACUACAAGAAGGACUACCACUUCCCUGGUUACCUCAGCAGGGACAAGCUGCUUCCCCAGAGAGUUCUGGAGCAGCAUAAGUUGAACAAGGAGCAGUGGGAGAAUAGAAUAAAGGUGUGGCAUGAGGAGCACAAGGGAGUGCUGAGGGAGGAUGCCAUGGUGGAGUAUCUGAAGAUAGCUCAGGAUCUAGAGAUGUAUGGAGUCAACUACUUCAGCAUCAAGAACAAGAAGGGUUCAGAGCUGUGGCUGGGGGUAGACGCUCUGGGCCUCAAUAUAUACCAGAACACUGACAGGAUGACCCCUAAGAUCGGCUUCCCAUGGAGUGAGAUCAGAAACAUUUCCUUCAACGACAAGAAGUUUGUUAUAAAGCCCAUGGACAAGAAAGCUCCGGAUUUUGUGUUCUACGCCCCUCGUCUGCGGAUCAACAAACGUAUCCUGGCGUUGUGCAUGGGAAACCAUGACCUGUACAUGAGGAGGAGGAAGCCAGACACCAUCGAGGUCCAGCAGAUGAAGGCCCAGGCCAGAGAGGAGAAGACUAAGAGACAGAUGGAUAAAGCUCUGCUUGAGAGCGAGAAGAGGAAGAGAGAGAAUGCGGAGAAGGAGACAGAGAAGAUCGCCAGAGAAACCAUGGAGCUGAUGGGCAGACUGAAACAGAUUGAGGAAGAGACCAAGAAAGCUCAGGAAGAGCUGGAGGAGCAGACUCGCAGGGCCCUGGAGCUGGAGAAAGAGAGGACGUUUGCCCAGGAGGAGGCAGAGCGUCUGGAGAAAGAGCGCAGAGCAGCGGAAGAGGCCAAGGCAUCCCUCCUACAGCAGUCAGAGAGCCAAAUGAAGAACCAGGAGAACCUGGCCACUGAGCUGGCUGAGCUGACCUCUAAGAUCUCCCUUCUGGAGGACGUAAAGAAGGAGAAGGACAACGAUACAAAGAGCUGGCAGAAAAGGACGGUCAUGGUGGAGGUUGAUUUGGAGCGGGCCAAAGAAGUUCUGAAGACUAAAGACAUCCAGGACUGUGUGCAGGGGGACCACGACGAGACCGACGAGAGCAGCGCCGAGGCCAGCGCCGAGCUGACGUCACCAGGCAUGGUCAGAGACCGCAGCGAGGAGGAACGCAUGACGGAGGCUCAGAAGAACAAACGGCUACAGAAACAUCUCAAGGUCCUGAGUACUGAGUUGGCCAGCGCUCGAGACGACAGUAAGAAUACUCCCAACGACCUGAUCCACGAGGAGAACGUUAAGGCCGGCCGGGACAAGUACAGGACCCUCCGUCAGAUACGACAGGGCAACACCAAACAACGUAUCGACGAGUUUGAGUCCAUGUGAGAGAGAAUGAGUGCGUGAGAGAAUGAGAGAGAGAGAGAAUGAGUGAGAGAGAGAGAGAGAGAGAGAGAGAGAGAGAAUGAGUGAGUGAGAGAGUGAGAGUGAGAGAGAGAGAGAACAAGAGUCUGUACUGAAUCUAUGUAUUUGAAUGGAAGUCAUAUAGGCAGGUACAGUGUAAUUAUAACGUCAACAGGUACAGUGUAAUUAUAACGUCAACAGGUACAGUGUAAUUAUAACGUCAACAGGUACAGUGUAAUUAUAACGUCAACAGGUACAGUGUAAUUAUAACGUCAACAGGUACAGUGUAAUUAUAACGUUGACGUUGCUUUAUUGACUUUGUAAGAACCCACUGCCUCUCCCCAGUAGCGUUUUGUCUACUGUGACUAAAGAUUGCCAUCUACUGGCUGUAACGUAUUACAUUUAUGUUUGCUAAAGUCAAAUUCUGUGGACUACAGACUGUAGGCUACUAGUUCAACAAUCAAAGUGAGUGAUGACAUUAUUACUACAUCAUUCCUGUUGCUUUUGGGUUUUGCAAUCUUGAAAUGCAUCUAUGCAAAAUAAUCCUUAGCUGAUACACUAUAAAACCCAUAUUUUUCUGUAUGCAUAGUUUAGUGAGAGGAACGGUUAGAGGUUAUUUACAAUAUUUACAAUGGAUGUCAUUUCACAGACAUAAAUGAGCACCAAAUUUGUUAAGUGUUUUGCUAUGAGUCAAAUAAAUACCAUUAACCAA
This is a messenger RNA of Oncorhynchus tshawytscha (Chinook salmon), 4687 nucleotides long. RefSeq names its product moesin-like. The transcript is spliced from 14 exons. Gene Ontology annotation, molecular function: actin binding; cell adhesion molecule binding. Gene Ontology annotation, cellular component: apical part of cell; microvillus; plasma membrane. Lineage: Eukaryota; Metazoa; Chordata; Actinopteri; Salmoniformes; Salmonidae. Bases 2242 to 3960 code for a protein of 572 amino acids. Gene Ontology annotation, biological process: positive regulation of protein localization to early endosome; regulation of organelle assembly; regulation of cell shape. The record is from RefSeq and is a predicted model, not a curated record.